UCUGUAUUGAAGGAUGGUUUGCAAUGAAAUCAAUUUUUGUUUCAUAAAUUACAUCAGACUUGACCACUUUCUUUGAACCUUCAUUGCCAGAUGAUAUCAAAUGGUGGUGGGGAAAACUACUUGUUGAUCCAAUUUAUUUAAGCCUAACCAUGGAUAAGUUACUCAAAGGCAUAAUGAAAUAUAGAAGUAAUAUCAAAGAAAAUAUGGUCAAACAAUUCGUUCAAGUAAAAGAUAAUCCUAAACCCAAGGCGGUAUUUUUCACUUGUAUUGACAGCAGGAUGCUUCCGACAAGAUUUACCCAAACAAAUGUGGGGGAUAUGUUCAUUGUACGGAAUGCUGGCAAUUUAAUUCCCCAUUCUCAACAUUUUUUGGAUGAGUUGACCACAAAUGAACCAGCUGCACUAGAAUUGGGUUGUGUGGUCAAUGAUAUAAGGCACAUAAUUGUGUGCGGGCAUAGCGAUUGCAAAGCCAUGAACUUACUGCAUAAAUUACAAAACGUGGAUUUUGCAUCCAAGGAUAAUCGAAGAAUCUCACCUCUCAGAGCCUGGCUGUGCACACAUGCGUUAUCAAGUUUGGAGAAGUUUCAGCAGUUAGAGGUAACCGAUUACUCUAAGCCACUCAUUUUCCAGGCAGAAACACCUCUACGGAAAUUCGUCGCUUAUAUCGACCCAGAAAAUAAAUUCAAUAUAGAAGAUAAGUUGUCACAAAUAAACACUUUGCAACAAUUACAAAAUAUCGCAAGCUAUGGAUUCUUGAAAAAGAGAUUGGAAAAGCAUGAACUACACAUUCAUGCACUUUGGUUUGAUAUAUACACUGGCGAAAUCUACUAUUUUAGCCGGGCCGCUAAAAAAUUCGUAAUAAUAGAUGAAAAUAACUUCGAUAAAUUAUUGAGUGAAGUUGAAAGAUACUAUUCCUGAUUAUAUAUAAAUUAUUUAUUUUUGUCUUCGAGUUACAUUCUAGUCGAAAUUUGAUACAUAUUUUGUGCAACAAGCAGUGUGAACAGGAAAACUAGAUAACGAUCAGUAGUACUGCUCUAGAAAAUGAAAGAAUGAACAGUUAGUAAUUUAGAAGGCAAAGUCUCUCUUACAGAUUUAUACAUAUUUAUUUUUAUAAAAUCUUUUAUAGCAGUAAUGUAACCAUUCCAUAUUAUAUUGUCUGAAUGUAUAA
Molecule: messenger RNA, 1167 nt
Organism: Leptinotarsa decemlineata (Colorado potato beetle)
Lineage: Eukaryota; Metazoa; Arthropoda; Insecta; Coleoptera; Chrysomelidae
Gene: CAHbeta
Product: Carbonic anhydrase beta
Molecular function (GO): zinc ion binding; carbonate dehydratase activity
Source: RefSeq, a predicted model, not a curated record